AUGGCGGCGACGACCGAGCACACCGUCUUGCAGUUCGUAGCUCCGUCAUCAACGGCUUCAGCGACUCCCGCUGUCCUCACAGCAAGGAUCCACCCUCUCGUCAUCUUCAACGUCUGCGAUUGCUUCGUGAGACGUCCCGACUCAGCUGAAAGAGUCAUCGGCACUCUCCUCGGAUCUAUCUUACCCGACGGAACUGUCGACAUCCGCAAUUCAUACGCCGUCCCUCACAACGAAUCUUCCGAUCAGGUUGCGGUGGAUAUUGAUUACCACCACAAUAUGUUAGCUUCGCACCUAAAGGUGAAUCCAAAGGAAAUUAUCGUCGGCUGGUACUCUACUGGUGCUGGUGUAACUGGAGGUAGUGCACUGAUUCAUGACUUCUACGCUAGAGAAGCCACCAACCCAAUCCAUCUUACUGUUGACACUGGCUUUACCAACGGAGAGGGUACCAUAAAAGCUUUUGUCUCUUCAAACCUUUCUCUUGGCGAUAGACAGCUCGCUGCACAGUUUCAAGAGAUCCCUGUUGAUCUCCGUAUGGUUGACGCUGAGAGAGUCGGAUUUGAUGUUCUUAAGGCCACGUCGGUCGACAAGCUGCCAAACGAUUUGGAAGGAAUGGAGGUGACGAUGGAGAGGUUGCUAACAUUGAUCAACGAUGUCCACAAGUAUGUCGACAGUGUUGUGGAAGGUCAAACAUCUCCAGACAACAACAUAGGACGAUUCAUUGCUGAUGCAGUAGCUUCCCUUCCCAAAUUACCACCACAAGUCUUCGAUAACCUCGUGAAUGAUAGUCUCCAGGACCAGCUUCUUCUGUUGUACCUGUCAAGCAUAACAAGGACACAGCUGAGUCUAGCGGAGAAGCUAAACACAGCUGCUCAGAUGCUGUAA
Microthlaspi erraticum is the source of this 882-nucleotide messenger RNA. The record is from the annotation of a GenBank genome assembly. NCBI's taxonomy places the organism in Eukaryota, Viridiplantae, Streptophyta, Magnoliopsida, Brassicales, Brassicaceae.